AACAAUAAUAAUUAUAAAAUAAUUAAAAUAAUUAAAAAAAUUAAAAGAUUAACUAUUAUUUAUAAAAUAAAAAAAUACCAUUAUUAUUAUUAAUAUAUAUAAAUAUUUUAUGUAAAACCAUUAAUAAAAAAGAAAAAAAAUAAUAAACAAAUAAAAGAAUUUAAGAUAUAUAUACUAGUUUUAUUUAAUUUAAAAAUAUGGGGGAAUAUAUUUAUAAUAUUCAAGAAAAGAUUGAAAGUCCAAAUAGUUCAAUUUUGAAGGAAAGAGAAAAGGUGAUGAAAAAUUUCAUUGGAUUGGGGCCACCGGAUUUAUGUAUAUUAACUAAAUCAUACGAACCACCACGUUUUGUUCCGGGACUAAAAUCAAAUAAAUUAUCAUCUUAUCAUUGGGCAUUGGGUAUUAAUACAGAAUCAACAUCAGCUGCAGCAGUAUAUUUGGGUAGUUCAAUUUUAGAUAAUCAAGAGAAAUCAUCAUUUGGUAGAGGUGUUUAUAAAAUUGAUUUGUGCCAUCUAAUAUCAUACAACGCAUUUUUAAAGAUGGAUUUACAUUUAGAAUUAGCAGGUACAUCAAAUCAUACCUCACCCCCAAUAUGCUAUUCUAUAAAUCCUUCUGGUGAAAAGAACGCAUUGGAGGAUUUGUUUUGGAAAGAGACCUAUAUCAGCUCAAUGCUUCGUUACAUUCAAGGUCCACCACAUUUCUUAAGACCAGUUAAAGUUAUUUCAACAUGUUUAAAGAAUCAAAAUGAUGAACAAGAGUUUUUGAAGCUUUGUCAAGAGCAUUUCUGGCAUGGUAGAAAAUUGGGUGGCUAUGAUAGAGAGCUUUAUGUAGAUCUAAAGACUCAUGCAAACCCCGAUGGAAUGGAGAUUGAUGAUAGUAAUAAUCUACUGGUCACUACAUUAUCGGACUAUUUCAUCUCAAGGAAUCGUCAUUUGCCAAUGUUAAACUUUUUUGAAGAUCUUUACAAAACAGAACCAAGCGUUUCUGUUCCAAUGGCAAUUGCUCAAAGAAAUCAAGGUAAUAUCGAGGAGUCUCAACGUUUGCUCGAAGCAGCUUUAGAAAAAGCACCAGAAUCAUGCUCAAUUUUAAUCGAAUUGGCUUCAACCCUUUUAGCAAAAAAUCAUAAAGAUUUAUUAUCUCAAUUACCUGGUAUCCAAUCACCAACCAAUACCAAUACAAUUACUACUGGUACACCUCCAACUGCUGUAGUAUCUAUUCAAUCACCACAGUUACCACAGCAACCAAAUCAAACUUUAUUAGCAGCAUUGCAAUAUGUCCUAAAGGCCCUCUCUUUAAGACCAUCUUUAGUUGGUGCUUGGGAGGUUGCUGCCUCAGUUUUGGUUCAAAUGGGUUAUGUCGAGUGGGCCAUAGUAUUCCUUAGUAAUGCACCAUAUGUUAAUGUAGACAGUGUCACCGAUAGAAUUGGUAAAGGUAGAUAUAGCAAGGUAACACCAGCACCAGAAAAUCCAAAUAUCCUCCAAGUUCUAGAGGAUGAGGAGAUCGAAUUUGAUGAAGAGCCAGGCGAGGAAGUCUUAAAAUGCCUCUCUUCAACAUCUUUAAGUGGUGAUAGCGAAAGAUACUUUAAGAUACUUAUUGGACUCUUUAAAAAGAUGGGUUGGAUUCAAUUAGCAGAGAAAAAGAAUAAAACCAUUGAUGAAUUGGCAGCUGCUUUAAGAAAUAAACAUAAAAAAGAAAAUGGUGGUCAUAGCCCAGUCCAAAAUGCCAGUAGCAGUGGUGUAGCAGGUGGUGAUGCAACUCAUAAAAAAUCUUUUACCAAGGAUGGUCAUAACACAAUAUCACCAACAUCUAAACCACAAGCCACCGAAAACCUCACAGAUAAUACAGAGACUGAUAAUAGUACAACUGAACCUCCACCACCACCAAUUUCACAGGAACCAAACGUACCAAAAGAAGUUUUAUGGAGAGAUGAAGAUGUUACAUCUGAUGGCAGUGAUAUAGCUGAAGAUUUAGAAAAAGUUGAUUUAGAAGAGGGUGAAGGCAGCAGUACUACUACUAUAGAAGAUCAUCAAAAACAAGCAGUUGAACAACAACAGCAACCAGAGGAACCAGCAAAACCAAAAAUUAUUAGAUUACCAUUUGAUGAAAAAUCUUUAACUCUCGAAAAUAUCUCUGAAAUUCUCUCAAGCUUUAUAGAUAAUUAUGGUUCAGAAUCAACAACACCAAAAGAAUCUAAAGAGUAUCUUACAUUCGAUAUUGAACCAAACUUUAUGAAGGUUAAACUCCCAUUAUCUUAUAUAAAUAGAAAUUUAGAAUUUGCAUUCCAUGCCCUCUUUCAAGAUAUCAAAGCUUUCCAAUCAUGGAAAGAAGAAGAGGAGCAAAAGAAAAUUGGUGAAAAUAUUCAAAUUUCAUUAAAGCAUAUUAAUCCAAACCGUACAAUUUCUGAUUGGACUCGUUUAGGUCGUUUAGCUUAUAGACUUGGUGAAUUGGGUGAUGCUGAAAAAAUUUUCUUAAAAUUGGUUUCAGAAGAUAAGCUACACCCAUUAGCCAUCACAGGUUUAAUUAAAAUUUUCACUGACCAUGGUGAUAUUAGAAACUGUUUAAUUUCUUCAUCACAAUUAUCAAGAUACUAUUCAAUGAAAUAUAAAACUUUGGAGAUGAAUCCAAUUAUUGAAAAAUCAAUAUUAAAUUUAAUUGCAAUUUAUGGUCUCCAAAAGGUUAGAAAUAUUUAUGCAACUCUUCAAGAUAAUAAUAAUAGUAUUUCAAGUUUAUUCUUUGAUUCUGUUCAAUGGAGAUCCCAUGGAUCAAUGAAUUAAUUUUAAAAUUAUUAAUUAGUUUUUCUUAUAAUAAUAAUCUUUUAUAAUCAUACCCUCCUCUCUUUGUAUAAUCAUUUUCAAAUAUAAUUUAAAUAUAAACAAAAAAAUUAAUAAAUUAUAUAUUCUAAUUUUUUUUUUUAGUAU
This is a messenger RNA of Dictyostelium purpureum, 2915 nucleotides long. RefSeq lists its product as uncharacterized. The transcript has 2 exons. Gene Ontology annotation, molecular function: protein binding. Bases 198 to 2771 code for a protein of 857 amino acids. The record is from RefSeq and is a predicted model, not a curated record. Gene Ontology annotation, cellular component: exomer complex. Gene Ontology annotation, biological process: Golgi to plasma membrane transport. NCBI's taxonomy places the organism in Eukaryota, Evosea, Eumycetozoa, Dictyosteliales, Dictyosteliaceae.